CAUCCCUUAAUUAAAACCCGGCACCUCAUCAACCAUUACAAGAACAAAACAAAACACACAUUUCUCCCGCACUACAACAGGUGUUCUCCCCCCCAGGUGUCGUGGAUCAGGCGCCAGGACCUGCACGUGCUGACCACAGGUAACUUCACGUACGCGACGGACACGAGGUUCCGCGCGCUGCACCUGCCCGGCUCGCCCUUCUGGAGCCUGGAGGUGGACCGGCCCGCCAUCACUGACUCCGACCUCUACGAGUGCCAGGUGUCUACGCAGCCCAAGAUAUUCCGCCGCUUCAGGCUCAGCGUUGUGGUCCCCAGCGCGCGCAUCACCGGCCCCAGGGAGAUCUUCAUGAAGGCGGGCAGCGACAUCAACAUCACGUGCGUGAAGGGCGCCAUCAGGGGAGCGCCCGUCACCUGGUACCACGUGCUGCCCCGCUACCUACCCAAGGAGGAGCUGGUGGAGAUCAACGCCGGGAGUCGGGGCGGCGUGCAGCUCGUGACGGACAAGAACUCGGGCACCAGCUGGCUCCUGGUCACCCACGCCACCUGGAGGGACGCCGGGAACUAUACGUGCGCGCCUGUGCACGCCACGCCCGCCUCGGUGUCCGUCCACGUGCUCGACGAGGCUCCAGCCGAGCUCCAAAACGACCCCCAGCCGAGCCGGGCCCAGACGUCCACCCAAGGAACGCCAGGCCUUCCGCUGCUCCUGCUGGGGCUUCACCGUCUGCUGGGGCGCAACAGGACGAGAACGUGGUGCCUCUGGGUUCUCCUGGCUGCCUGUCUAGGGUUCUCCAGCGCCGUCAGUGGUACGGGUGGCCUUCAGGACGUCUCUCAGACUAGUAAGGAAGCCAAGGCAUUGUUGAAAGUCGCCGCGAGGGAGGAAGGUGGUUUGCGGAUAUCCUUUGCUUCUACACUUCCUCCUCUUCUCUCUUUGUAUCCUACACUUCAUUCUCGUCUCCCCCAUCCUUCAUCUGAUACACUCCACCCUUCUCCUCAUCGUUGGAAUCCUACACUACCUCUUCCUUUUCUUCCUCCUCCUCCUCCUCCUCCUCUCGAAGGCACCAUGACAAACCACUCAGAUCCUGCUGGGAUCUUGAGAACCACUGUCAUGCAGGACAAUAUCUGUGAACCUGGCAGAAAUGUACAAAACACCGCCGCGGUGGAGGGCCGCCGCGACGUGCGGGUGGAUCACCCAAAGAAGGGGACGCCGAGAGCCACGGCACCGUCACGGGGCACCGGGGACGUGGUCGAGCUGAGGAAGGAGUUAUGUCCGCAGCGAAAGCCACUUACCACCACGGCCAAGGCCAAGGGCAAAGGUCAGGACACAGACGACUCGGAUCACGGCGCCGCCAAGGAAAGCUGA
Messenger RNA from Eriocheir sinensis (Chinese mitten crab), 1359 nucleotides. RefSeq lists its product as uncharacterized. Lineage: Eukaryota; Metazoa; Arthropoda; Malacostraca; Decapoda; Varunidae. The record is from RefSeq and is a predicted model, not a curated record. The coding region runs from base 346 to 1359 and encodes 337 amino acids. The transcript is spliced from 6 exons. Gene Ontology annotation, cellular component: neuron projection membrane. Gene Ontology annotation, biological process: synapse organization.